GCUUUUAACACCCAAGCCCUCACUGUGUGUGAAACCAGAGAACCGGGUGGGAGGAAGGAAAGCGGCUGCUCAGCUACCUGGGCUGGUUGGUACCCCCGGCUACUGGCGUGAUUAGCAACCGUUGCCGCUGACAGUUACCUGAGGAAGUACACAGCCAACGGUUACGUGCAACUCGCGAGCUCCAUCUUUGAAUUAAACCCAGAGGUCUGGAGGAAUGAGAGUGGGGGAGUGAAGGAGGCAGGUGUCCCAGAAGAACGUUGGCAGACAAGUUGGAGGCCAGGCAAGGAUGCUGGAGGCCGAUGCAGAUGCAGCAGGUGCAGCAGCAGAGAGAGAAGGGGAGGUGGAGAUGGGGAGCGGAGACUUGAAGGCUGAGGUGGUGCGGCUGACUCUGGAGCUCCAGGAGGCCACAGAGGAGAAGCUACAGGCAGCCCGCUAUGGCCUGGUGGUGCUGGAGGAAAGCGCUGCCCUCAAGAUGAAACACAGGCAGCUGGAAGAGGAGCAUGAGGCCCUCAAAGGGGAGCUGCAGCAGCUCAAAGAGGCAUUUGCAGAUUCUGUGAGCAGCCAAAAGCGUGCAGCUGCUGAUGGAGAGUGCCGGGAGGAGAACCUACUGCAAGAGACCGCCACGAAGGAGGCUGCCAUGGCAACCCGCAUGGAAGAACUCCAGGCAGAGCUCAAGCAAGCACGCCUUGCUCUGAGCAAUGCCCAUGCAGAGAUUGAUAGGCUGGGGGUUGUCUCAGGCCAGCUAAAAAAGGAGUGUGAGUGUCUGGAGGCAGAGAAGGGCCAUCAGAGGGAUGAGAUGAAGGAAUAUAAAGUACGUGAACUGCGCCAGUUGCAGGACAACAGCGAACUAGAAGAGGAGAACAUAUCUCUGCAAAAACAGGUGUCUGUGCUCAAGGAAAACCAGGUCGAGUUUGAAUCGAUAAAGCUGGAGCUGACCCAGAAGAAUGAGGAGCAGGAUGAGUUACGAGCUCAGAUGGAGGAGGCAGCAAGGCUGAGGGAGAUAGCAGAGAGGCAGCUGGAUGAGGCCCUGGAAGCCUUGAAGGAGGAGAGGGAGCAGAAGAACUGUCUGCGGCGGGAGCUCUCCGCCCUGACCCUUAACCCCUUUGAUUCUGUGGGGAACCUGGAGCUCCACUUGGAGCAGCUGGAUGACAGCCAGGAGGAGGGCCAGGGGGGAGAGGGAGAAGGGGAGGGAGAGGAUCAGGACAGCGGCAUUAAUAACGGUCCUGGGUCUGCUCCCGGUUCUGCUCACCCUCCUCACUUGGGGGGCUCAAAAAGUAACGGCCUCAUCCAUCGCUACUCCACUCCACGCAACAGUGACGUCUUCCUGCGUGCGCCAGCGUCUGGGCUGGUGUCGGACCUGCUGAGUGAGCUGCACUUUUCAGACAGUCAGAAACUAAAACAGCAGCUCCUACAGGCAGAGCGAGAGAAGUCCGGUCUGGCUAGCAAAGUGGAGGAACUCCAGAUGCAGCUGGUAGUGACCAAACAGGCACUCAGUCAGCAAGAGGACAAGGUCGGAUCUCUCACCCAACAGCUGGAUGCUGUGCAUAACAGCCAGCAGCACAACCAGGACGCAGACGACAGGGGAAAUGAUGAGACAGAUAAUGGCAACGGUGGCAAUGCGGUCUUCGACUAUGAAGUAGACACCAAGAGCAAGGAGGUGCUGGAGGCGCGCAUGCGGUCAGCAAGUGAAGAGCUUCUGAAGUUGAGAGAUGAACUGUCUCAGGCAGGCGCUCGAUACAACACCCUGGAGCAGAGAUACAAGCAGGAGAAGGACCGUUGGAGGGCAGAGGCCCAGGAGCUGGCCGACAAGAUCCGUCAGUGCAUCAAGUCCAGCAAGCAGGACCAGGAGCGCAUCAGUGAGCUGGAGAAGGAGAUCGGAGCCACACGGAAAGUGGCGAUUGAUUCAGAAGGGCACUUGAGCGUCGCCCAGGAGGAGCUGCUGGCGUUCUCUGAGGAGCUCUCCAACCUCUAUCACCACAUCUGCGUGUGCAACAACCUAACGCCCAAACGAGUCACCCUGGACUAUUACCGCGAUGGUGCCAGGUCAAGUGGUGCAGGAGGUAGUGCACGAAGAUCACACUACGUUUACCCCCAGCACAACUCCCAGAAGAAGCCACGAGCCAAUGACAUGUUCAUCUCCAAAGCUUCAGCACUGCAGUUCAUGGGGGAGGUGGACAGUGCAGGAACAAGCACUGAAUCUCCCACCUGCCCUGGAUCCCCUACCCUGGAUUUCAGGGACCCUUCAAACGUCCGCAACUUGGUAGCAGUCAUCCGUUGCCAGAUCAAACACCUGCGGGUGGCAGUGGACCUCUGUCGUCAGAGGGGUGCGAUGCCUUACUCAGGGUUCAGCAGCAGCGGAGAGGCAGAGCGGGAUGCUGAGAGCCUCAUGGAAGAAGUCCUCAAACUCAAGUCCCUUCUCAGCACCAAGAGAGAGCAGAUUGCCACGCUCAGGACUGUCCUCAAGGCGAACAAACAGACUGCAGAGUUGGCUCUGUCCAAUUUGAAAACCAAGUAUGAGACAGAGAAGAGCAUGGUGUCAGAGACCAUGAUGAAACUACGGAACGAGCUCAAAGCCUUGAAGGAGGACGCUGCCACCUUCUCUUCACUGCGAGUCAUGUUUGCCAGCCGGUGUGACCAGUAUGUCACCCAGCUGGACGAGAUGCAGAGGCAGCUGGCAGCAGCCGAGGAUGAGAAGAAGACUCUGAACUCUCUGCUGCGUAUGGCCAUACAGCAGAAGCUGGCUCUCACUCAGCGUUUGGAGGACCUGGAGGCCCCUCUGUCUCCCCACAGCCUGAACAGCAGCCCCCGACGCUCCCGGGCCAAAGAGCUGGCCACCAAGUCAGGCCGGGCCCCACGGAGCCCUCGAAGCAGUCCAGCGCGCCCUCCACUGAGAAGCAGUCCACGGGCCAGCCCUGUUCUCGGUGGCAGCGUGUCUGCAAUGGCCACGCACCACCUGCGAAGCUUAACCCGAAGCCUCCACACAAGCCCUCGCUGAAACACUCCUUCCAUUACUCCAAACCCCCUCUUCUCCAUAAGGACCUGUCUUCAUGUUGACUCCCCGGCUCCCUCCUCCUUUCCUGAUUCAAGACAUCCUGUCCAUCCCAGAUAUGAUGCAACAUUCCCCCCAGUCUACCCACCAGAACCAUGGAUUUUUUUUUUUUUAAAAAAAGAAUCUCUCAUCCCGUCCUCUUGGUUUUCUCUGUUGGAGCGGAGAAACCUGCAUGCAGCCUGGAGAAGGAUGAAGAGACAAAUGUGCUGCUCAUUGCUCUGUGAAGUCAUUGACUGUCUUGUCCCGAGUGGAUCCAACUCCCAUCUGGUCUUGUUCAAGGCUGCUGUGUGUUGUGGUGAACCAUUGACAGUAUUUAUCCCAGAACGAGAGACCUUUUGGUGUGCAGUAUUUACUGUCCUCAGACUCUGAUUCAAGGCUAUGAUCUGUUUUAAGGCUUUACGUCUUUACACUCUUGCCUUUAGUCUGGCUUUCUGGUCAGGCCUGUCUGGCGUCUUUUAGUGUCUGUAAGCCAUUAGAUCAUCUGUGAUAGCCCUCCCAGGUAGAUGUUUUUGUAGAACAGUGCAGCCUUAACAUAAUUGCUAUCCCACAAGUAGAGAGCCUGCUACCGUCUUGAGGUUUCCCCCAUUUCCACUGGUGGUAUUGUUACAUUUUUUUAUCCUGUUACAUCUCUGGCUCUUCGGCUUUUGCCCAUCAGCCACGCCCUUUAACUAGCGGUCAGUAAACAUUUCAUUGAUGGAAACAGAUCAGCCAUAAGUCCACCACCUCAGGUCAAAAAGAGUAAUCAGAGACAUGAUUUGGGAGAUCUUUAAUGCGUAUCUUACUUUGCAAACUAUGCAGACCAAGUCAGGACAGUGCCUGUAUACUUCCUGCUGUUCUUUAGGGUCAGGGUGGGUUUUAAAACUUGCCUUUCUUUUAGUAUACAGUGGCUGACUGCAGCUGCUUUAGCAUUUCUCUUAAUAAGCAGCUUUUGGACGUCAUCUGGAGGUGCCAAGGGGCACAAAUGCAAGCAUCCCAUUGGCUGAUAAUGUAAUUUCCUGCCUGUUUGGCUGUGGGUUUUAAAAGACUCAAGUGGCUUGGUUUACCUAAAACGAAUCGUAACAUAUUGGGCCAUGCACAUUUCUCUUGAUUACGUAAUCAUUAUAACAGUUCCCAUUCAGCUUCUGCUUUUUCUCACUUUGAACAGCAAAGCAACGAAACUCAUGUUUUCUACUCCAUCAUGUCACCAUGCUUCUGUCUGCUACCAAAAUAGGCAUGUUGUAAUGAACUAGUAUUACCCACGACAGGCUAGUUUUCUUCUCCUGUGGCUACGGCAUCCAUUGUUUUCAUUUAGGAAUGCUAAUAGUGCAGUGUGUAGCAGGCUGCUGUUAGAGUCGCUGCUUGUAGAAAAAUUAAAUAAUACUGUCCCAUAAUUUUAAAAGCACUUCUCAGUGCUUAAUAUCUAGUGGUACAUUAUGACUAAAAACAAAGUAUGAAAACAAUAGGGCUCCAGCAGCAAGUGUUGCUGGGACCCCCUAAUAAAUUUUACUGAACAAAAAUAUUUCAGAGAGAUCUAACUCCAACCUGGCAUUGUUUUGCAAGGCAGAGCUCCUCAACCAGGGGCUCUUUUCUUGCUGCUUGUAGAGUAGUUUGAUGCCAGGGCUGUGAUUUGAGGACAGUGGCACAUACGUUAAAACUAAACACCUGUCUCAUUGAAUGCAGUCUAAACUCAAACUGAAUCCACCCGAUGAGACCAAUCAUGAUCUUUAAGACCACAUUUGGAAAAAGGAUGUUUAAGAAAAGAGAACUGAACGUAAGAAAAUGUUGACAUCCAUUUUUUUGUAAGCUCACCUGUCCCGUGGUUCAUAGAAAAAAGGCCACAUCCUGCUGAUUUGUUUAUUUUUAGUGCCUUGGUUUUUGAACUUGUCUGUUGUUUUUAGACUACAUCACAUUUUCUGAAACAGAGGCUACUAUUCAACACUGUAGUUGUGAUCUUUUUCGACCAGUAUGUUUUAUUUACUCUUGAGGAAACUCAACGAGCAGUGUUCACACUGAAUAAAGCGAUAUCUUAUUUUGUUGAAAUGUUUUCAUUUUUUAGCUGGCAUGAACCUAUUAGUAAAACUAAUGGAUAAUAAAUGAAGGAAAUCAAGUUGAUAAUGUAUCAAAAACACUGCCUUGCUAAAAAGUGGAAAUGCUUUAACAUUGUGUCCUGUUGCUUCGAAGUUUGUAAAUGGAUUUCUUAAUCUAUUUAAUUCACUCCACAGAUGUGUGUAUAAUUUAAUUACCAUUGUUGUAUAAUAUUUUAACUGUAUUUAUGUGGUCUGCGUUCUGUGUAAAUUGUUCUAUAGGACGACAUGCACACACUCCGCAUAACACAUCUGAUGGUCCUCAACUUUUUAUGUGUAUGCAGUUUCCUUUCAUUGACCUGUGAACCACUUUUGUCAUGAAGAAUAAAAAACAAGCCAACACUGUA
Epinephelus lanceolatus (giant grouper) is the source of this 5459-nucleotide messenger RNA. RefSeq names its product protein bicaudal D homolog 2. Gene Ontology annotation, molecular function: dynein complex binding; cytoskeletal adaptor activity; dynactin binding. Gene Ontology annotation, cellular component: Golgi apparatus; cytosol. Gene Ontology annotation, biological process: regulation of microtubule cytoskeleton organization; microtubule anchoring at microtubule organizing center; protein localization to organelle. The record is from RefSeq and is a predicted model, not a curated record. Lineage: Eukaryota; Metazoa; Chordata; Actinopteri; Perciformes; Serranidae.